Messenger RNA from Theobroma cacao (cacao), 1596 nucleotides. Its product is annotated as gibberellin 2-beta-dioxygenase 6-like. NCBI's taxonomy places the organism in Eukaryota, Viridiplantae, Streptophyta, Magnoliopsida, Malvales, Malvaceae. The record is from RefSeq and is a predicted model, not a curated record.
AGAUACCCCGUCCAUCUAGCGGUCGUAAAGCGUGAAUUUAAAAAAACCAUGCCUGAGAUGAGCAACCUUGAUUCCUACCCUCCAGUCUUUCGCCAUCUCAACGGUGCUCCCCAGAGAGCUGCUGAACUGAAAAACGCCAUGGAAGACACUCAGGGUUCGGUUCCUAUUCCCGUGGUAGAUCUUCAGUUUCUUAGCCUGGAUAAGCUUGGAGAGGCUUGUAAAGAUUGGGGACUUUUUCGUUUGGUCAACCAUGGGAUUCCUCCAAGCCUUUUGAGCCAACUUCAAGACCAUGCCAAAAAGUUAUUUGCUCUAUCCUUUGAAUCCAAGCAAGCCCUUCUCACAAGCCCUAUGUCUUACUUUUGGGGCACCCCUGCCCUUACCCGAUCCGGGGAUGCCCUAAGGGGUGCCUUAAAUAUCAACUGGUUGGAAGGCUUAAACGUUCCACUCAGUCAACUACCACAGUUCCAAUCUGAAGAUCCUAUGCUAGAUUGUUUCAGGCUUUUGUUGAAAGAAUAUGGAAGGCACCUCGCAAGAAUUGCUACGACCUUGUUUGAAGCAAUGGCGAAGGAUCUCGAUCUGGAUCCUAAACAAUCCCAGUCUUACUUGGCAGAAUCCACUGGAUUCGUACGUGUUUACCGCUAUCCAUCUGGCUCCAUGGCUGAUGAGGCUUGGGGCAUGAUCGCACACACUGAUAGCUCAGUGCUUUCUAUAGUGAGCCAAGACCAAGUCGGGGGACUCGAAAUUUUCAAGGACAAUAAAUGGCUCCUGGUUAACCCAAUCCCAAACACUCUUAUAAUCCAUGUUGGUGACAUGAUGCAGGCUAUAAGCGAUGACGAAUACAUCAGUGUGAAACACAGAGUGAGAGUGAACAAGCGCGAGGAGCGGUUCUCAAUUUGCUACUUCGUAUUCCCAGCAGAAGGCAGUGUCAUCCACAGCUCAAAGUACAGGCCUUUCACUUACACAGAUUUCCAAGAACAAGUGCAGAAAGACACCAAGACUCUAGGAUAUAAAGUUGGGCUCGAAAGAUUCAGGCUUAUUGCAGAUGGUUGAUUAGUCCUUAGCGAUCAUGGGUUCUUUCAUUUAUGGUGUGCUUUUCUAGUUACUAGUUAAUUACGGAAAACGUUAGACUUCAACGUCUUAAUCCCAUGUUUCCUGCCCUAUUCCUGGGAUCAUGACUAAGAGUGUGCAGCAGAAGUUUGAUUAUGGAAAAUGCGUAUCUCAGUGCUCAUUGUGUGUUCUGUUCUUUCCAUUCUUGACCAAAGGCCUGCCCUAAUAUAAAAUAUGUCAGAGGAUAUGGAAAAACUACUAGCUAGCAGUGGAAUGUGGAACCCUCAAGAACUGAAGAUGUAGACAAAGGAUUGGCUGCUCUUUGCCUCUCAAUAAUUAAGUUAGCUACUUUGUGGACAAAUAGAGAGAUAGGGUUGGGCUGCUUUCAAUAUGUCGCCAGAAAGUAGGUCUGCAAACCCGUUGUUACCUUCGUGUACUUGGGCAGUUAGGCUGCAUUUAUCUCCAGCUAGCUAAAGUUUUAUUAUUGAAAUCAAGGCUGAAGCAUUGACUUACCAACCAUGAUAAAAUGGUAUAAAUAAUUUGAAUCCC